AUGUACUGCAUAUUGCUUUUAAACAUUCAUUACAAUCAUAAAAAUCAUGGGCAUCACCUUUUAGCUCAUAUAAACAGUGGAUUUCUGCUGUUGUGGGCCUUUAACCGUCUGUCUGACUUUGUUGUUCACACAGGAGAGAGACUUGACUAUCGUGGAUCCUCUGGAGAGCCUCAACAACCUCAUGGUGCUGACGAGGCAGAGAAGAGUCUCUCCAGAUCAGAACACCUCAAGAAACACCAGCAGAAACCCACAAGGAAGAAAUCUCACCACUGCUCUGACUGUGGGAAGAGAUUCACCUCUUCAACAGACCUUAAAAGACAUCAGAGAAUCCAUACAGGAGAGAAACCAUAUAGCUGUGAUCGGUGUGGGAAGAGUUUUACUACAUCUAGCCAGCUGACUAUACACCAGAGAAUACACACAGGAGAGAAACCUUACCACUGCGCUGACUGUGGAACAAGUUUUGUUUCUUCCCAAUAUUUAAAAUCACACAAGAGAACACACACAAUAGCGAAACCUUUCCACUGCUCUGACUGUGGGAAGUGUUUUGUUUCGUCACAAUAUUUAAAAUCACACCAGAAAACACACACAGGAGAGAAGCCUUAUAGCUGUGAUCAAUGUGGGAAGAGAUUUAGUCACUCAAGCAACCUGAUGGUACAUUUGAGAACGCACACUGGAGAGAAACCUUAUUGCUGUGAUCAAUGCGGGAAGAGUUUUACUUCAUCUAGCCAGCUGACUAUACACAAGAGAACACACACAGGAGAUAAACCGUACCACUGCUCUGACUGUGGAAAGAGUUUUGUUUCGUCCCAAUAUUUAAAAUCACACCAGAAAACACACAAAGGAGAGAAGCCUUAUAGCUGUGAUCAAUGUGGGAGGAGUUUUACUCACUCAAGCAACAUGAUAUCACACCAGAGAACACACACAGGAGAGAAACCUUAUAGCUGUGAUCAAUGUGGGAAGAGGUUUACUCAGCCAAAUAUCCUGAUAGCCCACCAGGAAACACACACAGGAGAGAAAUCUUAUAGCUGUGAUUGCUGUGGCAAGAAUUAUGCUGGUAAAAGAGCUCUGAUUAAACAUCAGAAAAUACAUGCAUGAACGAGUUGUUACAUGAUAUCAAUGAAAUAAUGUAGAAUGUUUUAACAUUGUAGUAGGAGUAUUUUAAUGAUGUCACAAUGUGGAACCCUAAACGUUUGUCCCCUGUUCUAUUGAUUUCAGCAUGAUAUGGAUAUUACCCUCAUUGGAAAAAUACAGGCUCUGAAAUGGAAGAGUACUAUUUAUGUGAUUAACAUAAACACAAAUGAAGUGUUGUGUUUCACUUCCCGCGUUUGCGACCUACUUGAAUCAAACUGCAACACUUUAAAAUGUAGCUUACUGUCUUCUGCAGGUUGUCCUCUAACCAGUGAGGUAAAAGAUAUCUCCCAUGUCCAUGUGUUUGUUUUAGUUGUUAGUUUCAACAGCACGUACAACCUGAUUUCUCCCCUACUUGAUAUCAGUGAUUUAUUGCUACUUGUCAAAACAACAGUGUUUUUGGUCCUUGUGCAAUGUAUAAGGUGCUCGUUUAAAAAAAUAUAAGUAAUAUGAUUACUAUUGUGUUUGUGUAGAUAGUACAUUUUAUGUUUAGGUUUUCAAUAUAUCACAAACCAUUUCUGCAUAUUGGUUAUUGAUUUGGACAAGUUAAAACUGUUUUGACAUUGGGCUAUCCCACCUAGGAAAAUGUUGUUGAAAAGACGUUGAAAAUAAUAAGCCCGACGUCCAAUCUACGUUCGGUUGUUGAAAAUACUUAUUUUUCAGGUCAAUGACUUCAAAGCAACUCAAUUUCAACGUACUUGCAUUCUAUGCAUAUGGAUGCAAUAUAAAAAAAAUGAACUUGGACUAACUGAUUAACAAUUUUAUUAACAAGAACAGUUUUAUUAACAAUGAACAGUUUUAUUAACAAUCCUACAACACUCCAGUAUUUCUUUACAACAUUCAACUGCUAAUUGUCUUUAUUCCACUACUGAAGAAGCAUGACUCAAAUCACCUCAUAUUU
Messenger RNA from Salmo salar (Atlantic salmon), 2029 nucleotides. The record is from RefSeq and is a predicted model, not a curated record. NCBI's taxonomy places the organism in Eukaryota, Metazoa, Chordata, Actinopteri, Salmoniformes, Salmonidae.